Molecule: messenger RNA, 1188 nt
Organism: Trichoderma atroviride IMI 206040
Lineage: Eukaryota; Fungi; Ascomycota; Sordariomycetes; Hypocreales; Hypocreaceae
Source: RefSeq, a predicted model, not a curated record
AUGUUGUCUGCAUAUGCCUUUUCGCUGCUAGUAGCUUCAGCCAGCGCCUGGACUCCUCAGUCCAAUGCAAAGGGUCGCCGAGAUACCGAAGGCGUCAUGAGAUGGCUGCCCGGCAACGACAAGUUCCGCGGUGUCAAUCUCGGCUCGCAGUUCAUCAUCGAACCAUGGAUGGCUUCUGAUGAGUUCUCAGGCAUGGGCUGUGGCGGACUCAACGACGAAUGGUCUUGUGUCCAAAGCCUCGGCCAGGAUGCUGCUGACGCCGCCUUCCAGAAGCACUGGGACAGCUGGAUCACCCAAGACGACAUCACCCAGAUCAAGAGUCUGGGGCUUAACACAGUCCGUAUCCCAGUUGGCUUCUGGAUCCGUGAAGAUCUUGUUCAACAAGGCGAAUUCUUCCCUCGAGGAGGUAUUCAGUACCUGGACCGUCUAGUCGGAUGGUGCAAUGACGCAGGUAUCUAUGUCAUUAUGGACCUUCACGGCGGCCCUGGAGCGCAGUUCCCUAACCAGCAAUACACUGGCCAUGGAGUCUCACAGCCUGGGUUCUACACCGAGGCAAACUACGAACGAGCAGCCGACUUCCUAGAGUGGAUGACUGAGCGCAUUCAUACCAACGCUACCUAUGCUUCCGUCGGCAUGCUAGAAGUCAUCAACGAGCCCGUCCACUCUGGCGAUUUCCCCAGCCAAGCUGCUGACAUGGUCAACACCUACUAUCCUCUCGCCUGGAACCGCAUCCGUGAUACUGAGAGCAAACUGGGUGCCUCAGCCUGGGGCUCCGGGGACCCAACCAGCGCCCUCCCCAGCACCGACUUCGCCGCCUUCGACGACCACCGCUACCUCAAAUGGGACACCAGCGUCACCGCCACCAAAGACGGCUAUCUCAACGCUGCCUGCAGCGACAAGCGCGACGACAACGUCAUUGUCGGCGAGUGGUCCAUCUCCGUCGCCGACAACGUCCAGGACAACGACGAGCUCGGCAUCAAGAACCGCUCCGACCAGGCCGACUGGUACCAGCAGUUCUGGGCCGCCCAGGUGCUCGCCUUUGAGAAGUCGGCUGGCUGGGUCUUUUGGACGUGGAAGUGCAACUGGAUCACGGGAUAUGAUGAUUGGAGGUGGUGCUAUCAGUCUGCUGUUGCGGCGGGAGCGAUUCCCAAGGACGCGGGCAGCGCGGCUAGCAUUAACCCAUGUUAA